Oppia nitens is the source of this 3462-nucleotide messenger RNA. RefSeq names its product protein CASC3-like (gene btz). The transcript has 5 exons. Gene Ontology annotation, biological process: mRNA processing. Gene Ontology annotation, cellular component: exon-exon junction complex. The coding region runs from base 239 to 3451 and encodes 1070 amino acids. The record is from RefSeq and is a predicted model, not a curated record. Gene Ontology annotation, molecular function: mRNA binding. NCBI's taxonomy places the organism in Eukaryota, Metazoa, Arthropoda, Arachnida, Sarcoptiformes, Oppiidae.
GAGAUGUCGCUAUAGUGGACACUGUAGUCAUAGUUAUGGUAUCAUUGAUGAGACAAAUAAAAUACCAAUUGAUUUAAUAAUUAUCACAACAAUUGGUUUGUUUCCACAUUUUUUUGGUGAUAACCAUCGGAUUGUAUCCAAUAGAUUGUUAUCCGCUAUUCGUUUGGCAGCAAAUCAUAUGCGUAAAUGUGAGAAUUCGCCGCUCAAGAGCUGAUCCACACAAACAGUAAACACAAAAAUGUGCGAUAAUUCCGAUAAAGAGGUCAUUAAUGACAAACAAUCGGAUGAUCAACCAUUGAAUGACACCGACGUUCAGGUCGUUAAAUCCGAGGCCAUUGUCGCCGAAGCUAAUGCCGAUGACAUAAACCAAAGUAAAGAUAUGGACGACGAUUCUCAAGAGAUAAAGUCAUCAGAUUUGGAAACUUCUGUGAUUCCGGAAUCAGAAGUGGAUAGGCGUUGUACUUCUGCCUCAAACGCCGGCGAAUCGGAAUAUGAAAGUGCGGACGACGAAGAAGUGAAGAGAGCCGACAGUUUUGAGGACACGACAUCAGAUCUGCCAACUGAGUCGUCGGAUAAAUCAAAAGAAUCUACUGAAGAAGUUUUUAAGGAUGCCAUCGUUGAGUCGGACAAUAAGUCUAAACAAUGUGAUCCAGUGGUUGAAAGCGAUGCCAAAAAUGACUCACAAGAUAAAGAUGAGACUGAAUUGUCUACUGAUAUGCAAAUUGAAUCAAACGAUUCCGAAACUGUAGAAAAAGUUAAUGAUUCGCCAAAAGUAGAUAAUGUUGAGUCAAUAAAUUGUGAAUCAACUAAAGAAAUUGUAAAUAAUGAACAAUCGGUUAUUAAUAGUGAUAAAGAUGUUGAGGAUAAAGAACCAUCAAAAGAGAUCAAUGAUUUGCCUAAAGAAAUUAUUGUGAAUGAAGAAGAUGUUGACGAUAAUGAUGACAGUGAUCGAGAAGAGUUGGGUGAUAAUGACGACGAAUAUGAAGAUAUUGACGACUCGGAUGAAGUUUCUGUUGAGACUGAUAAUGAAGAUAAGAUGAGUAAAGAAAAUGAAGACGAAGAUAAUGAGAGACAACAGGGAGAUGGAGAGGAGAGCGUUUCGUCUCAAAGCGCACAAAAGGAUAAGAAUUUAGAUCAUGACGAAGACAAACGUAAUCCACAGUACAUUCCUAAAAGAGGUCCUUUCUAUGAACACGACGAUCGUAUGUCUGAAAUUGUUACCUCUGAAGAAGCAGCAGAAGCUGUAAAAGAAGGUCUCAUAAAUGAGCCAAACGAGACUCCAGAAGAUCCAGUGGUGAUCGUAAAUAAUCCGGUUGUAAAAGAGGCUCCCAUUAUAGCUAAGAAAGUUAGCGGAAAGAAAAAAUUGUGGAACGAAGGCGACCGCUGGGGUCACGACCUUUUCAGAGAAGAUGAACAAACACCGAAAUCUAAAGAUGAAUUGGUUAACGUUUAUGGUUACGAUAUUCGUAACGAAGAAGACGCUCCAAAAGCUCGCCGAAAGCAUCGGUACACAAGAGGUCCUACAAAAUACACCCGUCAGUGGCAGGACGAGAAUGCAUACGGAAAGCCUACAACUAAACCAUUGACUAAUACCGGUAGUGUUCGAUCUGAACGCACAGAUCGAGACAGAGAUAGAGAGCAUCUUAUGAGGUCUAAUGAAAGAGUACAUCGAGACAAAGACAGAUCCAGAGAUGAUUUUAAAGAAAGACACGACAGAAUAGAUAAAACUCGUAUCGAAGAUCGACAGGAAAGGAGUGAACGAAAAGAUAGAAGACAAGAAGGAAGAAGAGACAAGAAUUAUCGAAUAGAGAAGAUCAACGAAAAUCAAAGUAGAGGAAUGUCCCGAAAUGAUAGACCAAUGAAUGAUAAGAGAAGUGAUGAAAAUAUUGAUAAGAGAGGACAAACAUUUACUACUGAAGACUUUCCCGAACUUCCAAAUAAUGAUUUGCGUAAAAAACUUAAUUCAAAUCAUCAACAGAACGUUCAACAGGAGGCCUGGAAAUCGGGUUCUCGUUUUGGCGGACAAAAGAAUUUAGAAAAUACACAAUCAAUUACUGAAUAUAAAACGGAACCCAUGAAGAUAGCAGAAGCCAUUGAACAUAAUAACAGAACUACUAAUUAUGGUGAUAGUGUUGUUAGAACACAAACAUUUGAAAACUCAAAAUUAUCACAAAGAAGAUCAUCGGGUAUUCAAGAGUAUGAAGAAGAGAGAGUAGGAGGAAAUGGUAGGAAUAGAAAUCAACGAAAGAGUGCAGAAAUGUCGGAGAACUCGGGUCGACCCAUAAGGAAAUCAAAUUCUAACUUAAAUUAUUCACAAUAUAGUCACACGAAAGAACCAACAGAUAACUAUCGAAAUCGAAAUAGUGGUCGAAAUUAUCACUUAGAAGAUUCCAAUAGAAGUACUGAUCGCUAUUAUGAAGAAGAAAAUUAUGUCAAUCAAAGAGAUAGAGAGUCUAAUUAUAUUACAGAGACAAGUGCUCAUCAAAAGUUGUCGAUUGAAGACAAGUCAGCUGUAAUUAACAGGAAUGCCGAGAGUGAACAAACUCGACCCAAAAGGUAUUCAUCUUUAAGACAACAAACACAAAGAGUGGGUAAUAUUGCCGAAAAUGUUACUAAUAUUACUCCAAACACUCAAAUGUCACAAACACCUGAUAAUCGUAACAUAAAUGCGCAUCAAUUCUAUGAAUCGCAUCCAAUACAGACAACAGCUUAUUACACGGAACAGUCUGUACCGCAGAGGAAUACAUAUCAUCCGUAUAUGUCACCCAAUGCUAAUGAUUCGCCACAAUCACAUCCGCCAACAUAUAUAACACAACCAUUGCCGCAACAAAUACAGCAAACAAUAACCCAACCGAUGCAACAACCAAUGCCCCAACAAUUACCCCAAACAAUGCAACAACCAAUGCCACAACAAUUACCCCAACCAAUGCCCCAACCAAUGCCUCAACAAUUACCCCAAACAAUGCAACAACCAAUGCCCCAACCAAUACCACAACCUAUUACUCAAAGAUAUAUAUCACAAGCAAGUCCUCAGGGAACGGGUGAUAAUCGCUUUAUGCCUACUACAGUACCUCCCAAUGUUGUAGCAGCUUCUGUGUCCACUCAAAUGCCACAACCUAUUCCUCAAACAGGACCACCUCCACCACCGACCGGAUAUAUACCCAGUUUUCCAUCCGGUUAUCCUCAGUUUCCUCCCGCUCCUCCACCAUCACAUGUCCCACCUGGCUAUCCCGGUCACGUCCCUCCACCACCACAACAGGCGUCACCGCAUCAAAUGUCUGAGUUGUAUAGGGGAGGCGUAACCUAUUAUGACACACAAAGUCAACAGCAGAACGCUAUCCGACAAAUACCACAAAGACGUCCAAAGGCUGCCAUACCUAUAGUUCCGCCGCCGGACUCACACUCUAGUGAUGGCGACGGAGACAAGUCUUACGUUUCUGUAAAUAGUUAGAGUUUUUUAAA